AUGGCCUGGCAACCCGCCCCAGAGUCCUUGAACCAGCUUGCGGCAUGUCUCAAGGACUCCCUCAGCGGAUUCGACAAGACCGCCCAGAAACAGGCUGAGCUGAUGCUUCAACAAGCUAAGAACUCGCCUGAUAUCAACAACUACCUAGCCUUCAUCCUGUCCAGCCCACAGCCCCCCGAGGGCCUGCAAGUCAGCGAAAAGGACUAUCACCUCGUGAGGUCGGCUGCCGGUGUCAUGCUCAAGAACAAUGUCAGGUCGGAUUGGAAGUCCAUCCCGGAGUCGAGCCUGCAGCUCGUCAAGCUCGCCGUCCCCAUGGGUUUGCAAGAUAAGAACUCGCAGAUUCGGAAUCUGGCCGGAAACAUCGCCACCGAAGUGAUUAGGAGAGGCGGCUUGAUGGGCUGGCCCGAUCUGCUCCCCCAGCUCCUCGAAAUGAUUGGCAACUCGAGCGGCCAAUUCUCCAACGAAGCUCAAGAAGGCGCCAUGUCGGCCAUGACCAAGAUUUGCGAGGACAACUUUAAGAUGUUGACCAAGGAGGUCAAUGGCCAGCGACCCCUAAAUCACGUUCUUCCCCAGCUCAUUGCCGCGACCAAGAGCCCCCUGUGGAGAGUCCGAGUCGGAGCGCUGACGGCCAUCAACGUCUUCACCCCCAGGGCAUCCCAAGCCAUGAUGAACAACGUCGACGACCUGCUGCAGCACCUCUUCGUCCUGUCGGCAGACGAAAACACCGAGGUGCGCCGGCAGGUGUGCCGGGCUUUUGUCCACCUGGUGGAGACGCGGCCGGACAAGCUGCAGCCACACAUUGGCGGCUUGGUCGACUACCUCAUAACCCAGCAGAAGAGCGACGACGAGGACCUUGCCUGCGAGGCCGCCGAGUUCUGGCUGGCCAUUGGCGAGCACGACGACCUUUGGAACGCCCUGCGGCCGUAUCUCAACAAAAUCAUCCCCGUUUUGCUGCACUGCAUGGUGUACAGCGGAGAGGACAUUGCCCUUCUCGGCGGGCUUUCAGACGACGAGGAUGAGGAGGACCGAGAGGAGGAUAUCCGACCGGCUUUUGCCAAGAAGUCUUCGGCGAGAACUGCCAACGGCGAAGGCAAUCUCUCGGGUGAUGCCAACCCGAACGGUGCCGGCUACGAGAAGCUUGGCCGCAUGGAUGAGGGGCUGGAGGAAGGCGAACUCGAUGAUCUCGAUGACGAAGAUGACGACGAAAACCCCGACGAGAGAUGGACGGUCAGGAAGUGCUCAGCAGCCGCGCUCGACGUUUUCGCCCGCGACUUUGGCGGGCCCGUCUUCGAAGCCAUUUUCCCAUACCUCUCGCAGAACCUCAAGCACGACGAGUGGCCCUACCGUGAGGCUGCCGUCCUGGCUCUCGGUGCUGUGGCCGAUGGCUGCAUGGACGCCGUCACGCCUCACCUUCCCGAGCUGGUGCCAUACCUGAUCUCGCUCCUCGAGGAUCCGGAGCCUGUUGUGAGGCAAAUCACCUGUUGGGCAUUGGGGAGAUACUCGUCUUGGGCAGCCAACCUCAGUGAGCAGUCUCAAAGAGAGCAGUUCUUCCUGCCAAUGAUGGACGGUAUUCUCCGCAAGAUGCUGGACAAGAACAAGAAGGUCCAGGAGGCGGGCGCCUCGGCGUUUGCGAACCUGGAGGAAAAGGCCGGCAAGAAGCUGGAGCCAUACUGCGGCCCCAUUAUCCAGCAAUUCGUCAAGUGUUUCGCCAAGUACAAGGACCGCAACAUGUACAUUCUCUACGAUUGCGUCCAGACGCUGGCCGAGCGCCUGGGCCCCUUCAUUGCCCGGCCCGAGCUGGUCAACCAGUUGAUGCCGGCGCUGACGGAGCGAUACAACACCGUCUCGGACCAGUCCCGCGAACUGUUCCCGCUGCUCGAAUGUCUCUCCUACGUCGCCUUGGCUUUGGGUCAAGCCUUCACUCCUUACGCGCCCCCGAUAUUCCUGCGCUGCAUCAACAUUAUCCACGCGAACCUGGAGCAGGGCAUCAUGGCCACGACAGAUCACGCCUUGGACCAGCCCGACAAGGAUUUCCUCAUCACGAGCCUUGACCUUUUGAGCGCCAUCAUCCAGGCGCUCGAGGACGACAAGUCAGCGGAGCUCGUCAAGAGCUCUCCUCACCCCUUCUUUGAACUCCUCGGCUUCUGCAUGGAAGACCCCACGGACGAGGUGCGGCAAUCCGCGUACGCACUGCUGGGCGACUGUGCCAAGUAUGUCUUCCCCGAGCUUCAGCCGUACGUGCCGACGAUCCUGCCCAUCUUGUUGAAGCAGCUCGACAUCGACAGCAUCCUCGAUGAGGAGAUUGAGAGCGGGUUCGGCGUCAUCAACAACGCCUGCUGGUCGGCCGGCGAGAUCAGCAUGCAGCAUCUCAAGGGAAUGCAGCCAUGGGUGCCUGAGCUGCUUCAGCGCCUCGUUGAGAUCAUGUCCAACCCCGGCGUGCCAAAGGGACUUGUCGAGAACGCCGCCAUUGCCCUUGGACGUCUUGGCCUCGGCAACGCCGAGCAGCUGGCACCGGCACUUCCCAAGUUUGCAGGGGAGUUCUUGGCGGCGAUGCAGGAGGUUGACCCCACGGAGGAAAAGGCUACCGCGUUCAAGGGAUUCACGCUGGUCGUUGGGCAGAACCCGCAGGCUCUGGAGAAGGUUCUGCUGGAAUUCUUCGUUUCCAUUGCCCGGUAUCAAGACAUGAACUUGAGGAACCCGAUCAAGCAAGAGCUCCACGAAGUGUUCCAAAACGUUCUCAACGUCUACAAGCAACUCAUCCCACAGUUUGACGAGUUCGUCAGCAGGCUGCAGCCCCAAGACCAGCAGGCGCUAAAGACCACCUACGCGAUAUGA
Molecule: messenger RNA, 2835 nt
Organism: Trichoderma citrinoviride
Lineage: Eukaryota; Fungi; Ascomycota; Sordariomycetes; Hypocreales; Hypocreaceae
Product: ARM repeat-containing protein
Exons: 3
Coding region: 1-2835 (944 amino acids)
Biological process (GO): protein import into nucleus
Cellular component (GO): cytoplasm; nucleus
Molecular function (GO): nuclear import signal receptor activity; small GTPase binding
Source: RefSeq, a predicted model, not a curated record